CUUUCGAUUGCAUCAGCUGGUCCGGUGGAGGCGAAGUCCCGGGCACUAGCCCACCUCCCACCCGUGUCUUUGCUCCUCUAGGCCGUGGGUUUCGGGUUCUCUCAUCGCUUCGUCGUUCGCCAAUGUUUGAGGAGAAGGCCAGUAGUCCUUCAGGAAAGAUGGGAGGCGAGGAGAAGCCGGUUGGUGCUGGUGAAGAGAAGCGAAAGGAAGGAGGCAAAAAGAAGAACAAAGAAGGAUCUGGAGAUGGAGGUCGAGCUGAGUUGAAUCCUUGGCCUGAAUAUAUUUACACACGUCUUGAGAUGUAUAAUAUACUAAAAGCAGAACACGAUUCCAUUCUGGCAGAAAAGGCAGAAAAAGAUAGCAAGCCAAUUAAAGUCACUUUGCCUGAUGGUAAACAGGUUGAUGCGGAAUCUUGGAAAACUACACCAUAUCUAAUUGCCUGUGGAAUUAGACCGAGUCUCGCUCUGUCGCCCAGGCUGGAGUGCAGUGGCAUGAUCUCCACUGAAUGCAAGCUCCGCUUCCUGGAUUCACGCCAUUCUCCUGCCUCAGCCUCUCAAGGCCUGGCCGACAACACUGUUAUUGCUAAAGUAAAUAAUGUUGUGUGGGACCUGGACCGCCCUCUGGAAGAAGAUAGCACCUUGGAGCUUCUCAAGUUUGAGGAUGAGGAAGCUCAGGCAGUGUAUUGGCACUCUAGUGCUCACAUAAUGGGCGAAGCCAUGGAAAGGGUCUAUGGUGGAUGUUUAUGCUACGGUCCGCCAAUAGAAAACGGAUUCUAUUAUGACAUGUACCUCGAAGAAGGGGGUGUGUCUAGCAAUGAUUUCUCUUCUCUGGAGGCUUUAUGUAAGAAAAUCAUUAAAGAAAAACAAGCUUUUGAAAGACUGGAAGUUAAGAAAGAAACUUUACUGGCAAUGUUUAAGUACAACAAGUUCAAAUGUCGGAUAUUGAAUGAAAAGGUGAAUACUCCAACUACCACAGUCUAUAGGUGUGGCCCUUUGAUAGAUCUCUGCCGGGGUCCUCAUGUUAGACACACGGGCAAAAUUAAGGCUUUAAAAAUACACAAAAAUUCCUCCACCUACUGGGAAGGCAAAGCAGAUAUGGAGACUCUCCAGAGAGUUUAUGGCAUUUCAUUCCCAGAUCCUAAAAUGUUGAAAGAGUGGGAGAAGUUCCAAGAGGAAGCUAAAAACCGAGAUCAUAGGAAAAUUGGCAGGGACCAAGAACUAUAUUUCUUUCAUGAACUCAGCCCUGGAAGUUGCUUUUUUCUGCCAAAAGGAGCCUACAUUUAUAAUGCACUUAUUGAAUUCAUUAGGAGUGAAUAUAGGAAAAGAGGAUUCCAGGAGGUGGUCACCCCAAACAUCUUCAACAGCCGACUCUGGAUGACCUCAGGCCACUGGCAGCACUACAGCGAUAACAUGUUCUCCUUUGAGGUGGAGAAGGAGCUGUUUGCUCUGAAACCCAUGAACUGCCCAGGACACUGCCUUAUGUUUGAUCAUCGGCCAAGGUCCUGGCGAGAACUGCCUCUGCGGCUAGCUGAUUUUGGGGUACUUCAUAGGAACGAGCUGUCUGGAGCACUCACAGGACUCACCCGGGUACGAAGAUUCCAACAGGAUGAUGCUCACAUAUUCUGUGCCAUGGAGCAGAUUGAAGAUGAAAUAAAAGGUUGUUUGGAUUUUCUACGUACAGUAUAUAGCAUAUUUGGAUUUUCUUUUAAACUAAACCUUUCUACUCGCCCGGAAAAAUUCCUUGGAGAUAUCGAAGUAUGGGAUCAAGCUGAGAAACAACUUGAAAAUAGUCUGAAUGAAUUUGGUGAAAAGUGGGAGUUAAACUCUGGAGACGGAGCUUUCUAUGGCCCAAAGAUUGACAUACAGAUUAAAGAUGCGAUUGGGCGGUACCACCAGUGUGCAACCAUCCAGCUGGAUUUUCAGUUGCCCAUCAGAUUUAAUCUUACUUAUGUAAGCCAUGAUGGUGAUGAUAAGAAAAGGCCAGUGAUUGUUCAUCGAGCCAUCUUGGGAUCAGUGGAAAGAAUGAUUGCUAUCCUCACAGAAAACUAUGGGGGCAAAUGGCCCUUUUGGCUGUCCCCUCGCCAGGUAAUGGUAGUUCCAGUGGGACCAACCUGUGAUGAAUAUGCCCAAAAGGUACGACAACAAUUCCACGAUGCCAAAUUCAUGGCAGACAUUGAUCUGGAUCCAGGCUGUACAUUGAAUAAAAAGAUUCGAAAUGCACAGUUAGCACAGUAUAACUUCAUUUUAGUUGUUGGUGAAAAAGAGAAAAUCAGUGGCACUGUUAAUAUCCGCACAAGAGACAAUAAGGUCCACGGGGAACGCACCAUUUCUGAAACUAUCGAGCGGCUGCAGCAGCUCAAACAGUCCCGCAGCAAACAGGCAGAAGAAGAAUUUUAAUGAAAAAAUUGCCCAGAUUGGAUCCAUGGAAAAGGAGGAGCAGCGUUUCCAUAAAAUUGACUUUGUACUCUGAAAACGUCAAUUUAUAUUGAACUUGGAGGAGUUUGGCAGAGUCCGAAUAGGUCAACCUGCAGGCGUAACUAUUUUUGACCUAGUCAAUUUUUAAACAAUGUGCAUUUGAAGGAGUUUAUUAAAAGAGAGCCAAUAAAAUGAUUUUACUCAUUCAA
Molecule: messenger RNA, 2623 nt
Organism: Symphalangus syndactylus (siamang)
Lineage: Eukaryota; Metazoa; Chordata; Mammalia; Primates; Hylobatidae
Gene: TARS1
Product: threonyl-tRNA synthetase 1
Biological process (GO): threonyl-tRNA aminoacylation
Cellular component (GO): cytoplasm; mitochondrion
Molecular function (GO): threonine-tRNA ligase activity; ATP binding
Source: RefSeq, a predicted model, not a curated record